ACCCCCGGCUCCUCCCCUCGGGCGGCCAGAGGUGCAGCCCCGCUCCCGCGCGUCUCCAGCGGGCUGAGCCACUGCGGUCCCGGGCGCGCGAACUCGGCUGACAACAGCGGCUUCCCAGGAAUGCGCUGAAAGGAGCGAAAUGACCUCUUGUCUCGGAUGAGCGACAUGCUUUGCUUAAGGUGACCGUCCCGACGCCGUCUGCUCGCUCGAGUUGCUGGAAUCCAUAGUCAUGGUGGAUGUGGGAAAGUGGCCUAUCUUCACUCUCCUCUCACCUCAGGAAAUUGCAUCCAUCCGGAAAGCAUGUGUCUUUGGAACCUCAGCCAAUGAAGCUCUCUAUGUUACUGACAACGAUGAGGUCUUUGUAAUUGGACUGAACUAUAGUAAUUGCCUAGGAACUGGAGAUAACCAGAGCAUACUUGUACCCAAAAAGCUAGAAGCCUUAUGUGGAAAAAAGAUUAAAAGCCUUAGUUAUGGAAGUGGACCACAUGUUCUUCUUAGCACUGAAGAUGGAGUUGUUUAUGCCUGGGGCCACAAUGGAUACAGCCAGCUUGGGAAUGGGACAACUAACCAAGGCAUUGCUCCCAUUCAAGUCUGUACCAAUCUCUUGAUCAAGCAAGUGGUUGAAGUAGCUUGUGGCUCACAUCAUUCAAUGGCUCUGGCAGCUGAUGGAGAGGUUUUUGCCUGGGGCUAUAACAACUGUGGUCAGGUGGGAUCAGGAUCUACAGCAAAUCAGCCAACUCCUCGAAAAGUUACAAACUGUUUACAUAUUAAGAGGGUGGUUGGCAUUGCCUGUGGUCAGACAUCCUCCAUGGCUGUACUGGACAAUGGUGAGGUGUAUGGCUGGGGUUACAAUGGCAAUGGCCAACUUGGCCUGGGAAACAAUGGCAAUCAGCUGAUUCCUAUCAGAGUGGCAGCUUUGCACAGAGUGUGUGUGAACCAGAUUGUCUGCGGCUAUGCACACACUCUAGCACUAACAGAUGAGGGCUUGCUCUAUGCCUGGGGAGCUAACACAUAUGGGCAGUUGGGAACUGGCAAUAAAAAUAACCUGCUAAGCCCAGCACACAUCAUGGUGGAGAAAGAAAGGGUUGUAGAGAUUGCAGCCUGCCACUCCUCACAUACCUCUGCAGCCAAGACGCAGGGCGGCCACGUCUACAUGUGGGGCCAGUGCCGGGGCCAGUCAGUCAUCCUGCCUCACCUCACCCACUUCUCUUGCACAGAUGAUGUGUUUGCCUGCUUUGCCACCCCUGCUGUCUCCUGGCGCCUCCUAUCUGUAGAGCAUGAAGACUUUUUAACAGUUGCAGAAUCACUGAAGAAAGAAUUUGACAGUCCAGAAAGUGCUGACCUGAAGUUUCGAAUCGAUGGGAAGUAUAUCCAUGUGCAUAAAGCAGUUUUGAAAAUCAGGUGUGAACACUUUCGAUCUAUGUUCCAGUCUUACUGGAAGGAAGACAUGAAGGAGGUGAUAGAAAUAGACCAGUUUUCUUACCCUGUGUACCGUGCCUUCCUCCAGUACCUCUACACAGAUACUGUUGAUCUGCCACCAGAAGAUGCUAUAGGUCUUCUGGAUUUGGCAACAUCUUACUGUGAAAAUAGACUGAAAAAACUUUGUCAGCACAUUAUCAAGCGAGGAAUUACUGUCGAGAAUGCAUUUUCAUUAUUCUCUGCUGCAGUGAGAUAUGAUGCAGAGGAUUUAGAAGAAUUCUGCUUUAAGUUUUGCGUCAAUCAUUUGACAGAAGUUACACAGACUGCAGCAUUUUGGCAAAUGGAUGGUCCUCUGCUAAAGGAAUUCAUUGCUAAAGCCAGUAAAUGUGGAGCCUUUAAGAACUGAAGCCCAAAGCUGCUGGGGUUUGUGUGAGUGCUCUGGGGCAAGGUGAAGGGUGAAGGUCUGUCCUUUACCCUCUCCCAGUAAUGUAAUUCUGCAGGUAAAAUACAAAAACAAAUCAGGUUCUCCUCCCUGCCCCCCCAUAUCUGAGACACUGGAUCUAUUACUUUCCUGAACAACUUGUUCCAGAUGUGUGUAUUUAAAAUAUGACCGUAGCUUUGGCUGGAGGGUUGUAAAUGGGUGAGUGUUUAGCUGGCUGGUAUUUUUGGCUUUGAUUUUUACUAGUGGAACGUAAGAACUUGAAAGGAGGAAUUUGUGGCUACUCUCCUGAUGUACAUGGCUACAAGCUUUUGAUGCCAGAAGUUGGGAUAGUCUGAGUUGUGAGAAGGGAGACCCCCACCUUGAAUUAAAAAUGCUGACUUGGGGCUUGCAUUAGUUGCUUAGUUCAACAGCCUUACUGUGAAGGAAUAAUUGUGGUGACUUAAAGUUUUUGUUUAUGCAUUUGCACUAUUGAUGUCUUUUUAUAGCUUCAAGAUGUAUCAGAAUACUCAGUAUCUGUCAGGAUCCCUAAUAAGAGCUAAACUGAUUGAAAUAAUUAUGUAAAGAUGAAUUUCUAGAUUAGCAAAGAAUUCUUUUAAAACGUAAGUGCAUAAAGAGUAGUAAUUUAGUACUUUGAAAAGUUGAUAAAGUCUAUUUGGAUAAAGGUGAAUAUUUUAUAAAUAUUAGAAUCUCUACUAUCCAAUAGUGUUAAGAUAAAAUAUGAAAACUUAAGUUAAAAUUUAAAGUUGUCCCCCUUUCCCUUAUAAAUACUAAUCAUGAGAGGAAAAUGAUAUAUUUUGUAUGUUCCUGCCUUCCUAAGUUAAUGAUUACUAAGUCAUCAGGUUUGGUGUGUAUUAAAAGCAAUUUUCUUAUAGGA
Molecule: messenger RNA, 2735 nt
Organism: Erinaceus europaeus (western European hedgehog)
Lineage: Eukaryota; Metazoa; Chordata; Mammalia; Eulipotyphla; Erinaceidae
Gene: RCBTB1
Product: RCC1 and BTB domain containing protein 1
Exons: 13
Coding region: 230-1825 (531 amino acids)
Molecular function (GO): protein binding
Source: RefSeq, a predicted model, not a curated record